AUGCUGUGCCACUUCUUUGCACAGUCCAUCAGAUGCCUCAGAGCUGGUCUUGCGGUGCCGCCCUUCCGUACCCCGGUGGAAAGGCGGUGGUGCAGCAAUACUGACAACUCCUCCACGAUUGACACAGUUCAUCCCGCACUCGUGUGUGAGUUACAAGAGAUUUUGGACCGCAUACCAGACGGGACGUGGAUGUCCGUCGGGUCUCUGUACAACGACUUGUCUCUCGAGAGCCGUCGUCAGCACGUGCGUCCCCACAAGACACUGGCAGCCGCACUAUCAAAGGCAAAAGGACUUGGUAUUUGCCUGGAUAGAAGUGGUCUCCGGUUUUACAAAGGCACUCCGCCACAGGAAACUGAAACGCCAGAAAGGAAAGAGGAAGAGGUAAAAAGCAACAGCAGCAAGGUUCCCCCUCCAGAUAUCGAAGGAGGUUAUUUCGUGCAACCAGCAGGCCGGUUGGUGGUGGAGGGGGUGAACGAAAUCCAGCCUGUGGACUUUUAUUAUGACGUUGGCCUAAGGAAGUACCCACCACCACCCCCGGACUUCAAUGUGACGACGUCUACACUGCCUGUCCCGAAGGCAACGGGAAGUGGGGCGGUUCUUGCCUUAAGCAGCUUCGUCACUCAUAUUCCUCCAUUCUUUGUUCCACUGGACGACGUGCUUGGGCAAAUGCCAGGCUACACGGAAGAGCACAUUGAGAUGUACUUCAAGCACCGUGCCUCCGAGGUGGUGUCUGUACAUGGGCGCAAGUAUAUCAGGCUUUACGGAGGGUACGCUAAGUUCCCACUUGAUGGAUGUGAAGUGGCGGAGGAGCGGUUUGCCGCAUACAAACCAGAUCCAAAGUUUCUGCAGCCGUUCAUUACCGCCUUCGGUGGGGUUACGGGGCGGUGGAUGCCACUCCGCAUCCUCCUCGAGCGCACUGGGUAUGAAGUGGUGUCUUUACUACCCUUCAAGGGGCCAGCUGCCAUCAUUUAUUUUGCGCAGAUGCAACAUGUGUUUGCAUUUGCCGUCGAUCGCGAUGGCGGUUCGGUGCUGUUACGCCCACCAGGGUACGAUUCCCUUGAGUGCGAAACAACGCCAACUCCCAAAAGCUGCAACUAUAUUCUACGUCUUGUGCCGCAGGAAGGACAGGUAGAUAUCAGCCACAUUGAGAAGUCUAUACCUGCUUCUGUCAGGGAAGAGGUAGAGCUCUACUAUGGUUCACUCAUGAAGUUCUUUAGUUUCCACGCCGCUGUGUUUUCUCUUAGCGCGAACGGUGAUGUGGUGAUGCGGCGGCGCUUCAAAGACCGCCUCGACAAGGAGCAUUUGUCACUGGAGGAGCAGCUCGAAAUCGCUAUACAGGAAAGGAAUAAAAAGAAGAUUCGUUCCCUGAGGCGUCGUAUCGCAUUUCGAAAUGACCCAGCUAAUCCCUUUCAUGACCCCGACAACCUAGCGCGUGAGCUCCACCGCUACCUGCCCAAGAAGGGUCACGUUCCACUCAAAACGUUUUUAAAGAAGAGUGUCCCCGAGGAACUACUAAAUUACCUGCCGCGGAGGUUUUGGAGCUUCUUCAAUAACUAUCCACAAUAUUUCCAGCACUUUGAAUACCAGAUUGCGGGGCAGUGGUGCGUGAGCCGCCCAGGGCAACCGCUUCCUCGGGGUGUCAUCCGCCAGGACUUCUCCGAAGAAGACUUGGUGCGUCUUAUAGCAGAAUACCUGCAACAGCGUGGCCCGAAGGCAUGCUCAAACAUAAUCCUGCAUCUUCCUCGCGGAGCCCAAGAAGCGGUGCGGAAGAGAUAUGGUGGAUUAUUUUACCUUGUACAGAGUUUCCCGCGCUACUUCAAUGUUGUGCUUCCCGCCACCACGGGUAACGUGAGGAGCAUGGCAAUGGUUCACCUUGUGGAAUUGCCUGGUUCUGAUUUCGACGCGACCAAAAAGCAAUAUAACAGCUGCGAUGACACUGUUUUGGGCGAUGAGGAGGAGGAUGGAGACGAAGACGACUAG
Molecule: messenger RNA, 1980 nt
Organism: Trypanosoma brucei brucei TREU927
Lineage: Eukaryota; Euglenozoa; Kinetoplastea; Trypanosomatida; Trypanosomatidae
Exons: 1
Coding region: 1-1980 (659 amino acids)
Source: RefSeq, a predicted model, not a curated record